AUGAUAGCCUUUUCAAGUAACAUAGGCUUGCGAGCCAGCUUAUCGACCCUGUUCCAGUACCACCAAAUAGCAGCAGUAACAAUGGGAAAGACAAGAGUUUUCAACCAUAGCCAGAUGAGGGUGAACCCGCCAUUCUGAUGGAUCGUCACUACGCGUAGAUUCGCAAUUUUUCCGAUUUGGCAGUUUGGGCUCUUUGGGUUCGCACGCGCAUGCUGUUUGAUUGAUUGGAAUUCUGACGUUCAACAGGUAGAAUGGAUAGUUAUUCGAUCCCAUUUCAAAGAGAUCAAUCACCCCACAGUCAUACAUGUGUCCGCUAGACUUCUUAUCCGGAGGAAUACUGCACUCCAAGGUUCGAGUAAUAUUUGUAGUAAUCAAAUCAUGCCACUCAUCUGCCGCAUCUGUAUUUGUGCGAUAUCCCAUUCGUAUUUCCAACUCUAGAAGAGCUCCAUCCACAUAUUUGAAAUUAUCGCUGUACUCGACUUCUACUUGGAGAAGCCCAAGAAGAAACUGGAACCAAGGUGAAUAUUCGAGUUGAAUGCGCUCCCUCAUGUGUGGCAUUUGUGCAACGAAUACGAUUUCUCGCAGAUCAAAUGA
Molecule: messenger RNA, 594 nt
Organism: Haemonchus placei
Lineage: Eukaryota; Metazoa; Nematoda; Chromadorea; Rhabditida; Trichostrongylidae
Source: the annotation of a GenBank genome assembly